Sapajus apella (tufted capuchin) is the source of this 2933-nucleotide messenger RNA. RefSeq names its product SH2 domain containing 7 (gene SH2D7). Bases 1 to 1383 code for a protein of 460 amino acids. The transcript is spliced from 6 exons. Lineage: Eukaryota; Metazoa; Chordata; Mammalia; Primates; Cebidae. The record is from RefSeq and is a predicted model, not a curated record. Gene Ontology annotation, cellular component: cytoplasm.
AUGGAGGACAGUCUAAAGCAGCUCAGCCUGGGGAGACAUCCCAACGGGGCAGGGGGCAGCCAGGCCCUGGCUGAGCUCCAGGACCUUGCCCUGAAGUGGUUCAUGGAGACACAGGCCCCCUUCAUUCUGCAGAACGGUGCCCUGCCUCCUUGGUUUCACGGAUUCAUCACUCGCAAGCAGACGGAGCAACUACUCAGGGACAAAGCUGUUGGGUCCUUCCUUAUCCGCCUCAGUGACCGAGCCACCGGCUACAUCUUGUCCUACAGGGGCAGCGAUCGCUGCAGGCAUUUUGUCAUCAGCCAGCUUCGAAACCGGCGUUACGUCAUCUCAGGAGACACCCAGAGCUAUAGCACCCUGGCCCAGCUUGUGCGCCAUUACCAGGAGGCACAGCUUGAGCCCUUCGGAGAGACGCUGACUGCUGCCUGCCCCCGGCCAGAGGACGAUAAUCUGUAUGAUGCCAUCACCCGGGGCUUCCACCAGACCAUUGUGGACCCGGAAAACCCGCCUGCCAUGGCACCCCCCACGGUGGUCCUAGACAAGGCUGCCAGCCCCCGCUCUUCUCCAAAGCCCCAGGUCUCCUUCCUCCAUGCACCAAACAGCCUGGAUGUAAGUCCCCAGAACCUCUCCCAGGAGGAAAGCAUGCAGGAUCCCAUCAGAUUGCCCCCACUCCCUGAGAGGAGUUCCUCCCUCCUGGAAGAGUCUUUCGGAGGCCCCAGUGACAUCAUCUAUGCAGACCUGAGGAAGAUAAACCAGGCAAGGCCAGGCUUGGGCACAGAGGGGUCCAGCAGGCAUGGCCCGGUUCCAGCCGGUAGCCAGUCCUGUUCACCAGGCACUGAGGCCCAGAAGAGACUCUCAGAUGUAGAACAGAACAGGCCUGAUGGCCUGGUGCCCAUCCUCUCUGGGGCUUACCCAGGCCAGGGGCCCACAGAGUCUCCCACUUCCUGGGGGUUCCUCCUGUCCUCCAGUUCUGAUGCCAUGGAGUCCCUGGGGGCUACCUGGAGGCAGGAGUUUCCAAAGCUGAGCCCAGAGGCUCAGCUCUGCUCCCAGGGCAGCUCUGAAGAUUUCUAUGAGUUCAUCGGGACAGAAGGCCUCCUGCAGGAGGCCAGGAAGGCACCAGGCCAAGAAGGCAGUACCUAUGAGCAGAUCCCAGCUUGCCGGAGUGGCCCAGCCAGGGCCCCACAUCCUGGGACCAGUCCCACAUAUAGCAAACUGUCAGUGCCCAUGGACUCUGGCUACAAGAGGAUCUCAGGGACCCCAGGGCUUCCAGAGCCUGGGAACACCUAUGAGCAGAUCCCAGCAACCAAGAGCAAGGAGACCGGACGGACACACAAGCCUGACAAGCUUCGGAGGCUCUUCUUCACCGACAGGAGGCACAAAUUCUGAGGGCCUGGCAUCUGGCAGCCCACCAGUGGGUUUCCUUGUACUCAGGCCAUGCCAGGGGUUAUUGCUAAGCCCUCAGCUCACUUGAAGGCACCCUCUGAAACUUCAGGCUCAUUCAGCCUGCUACAGAACUAGGCUCAAAGACAGCCAAGGUGCCUGCCCGAGAGCAGGUGGAAGAGGACCUUCCAGCUGCCUACACCUCCCGCCUAUGUCCUCCUUUCCUUCUGCCUCCCAUCCAUGCAGAGGAGGGAAUCAAGGCUGGAGAGGAGUGAGCCUGGCCAAAGGCGGGGGUCAGCACCCCCAUUUCCCAGAGGAGCAUGCUGAGGCCCGGGCAGACUGGCUGAACCUGCCUCCCACUACUGAGCACUUACCAAAUGUGUGGCAGGCCGUGUACUGGAACGGACACCUUUCUAACUAGCCAAGUGACAUCCUGCAAUUGCUAUUGGGAACAAAACCAGUUCCCCUUCUUGUGGCCCUAUCAGCGAAAAGGAGGGGAGGGCCAGAAGCCACAUCCUCUGCUUCUGCCUCGCAGUGAUUGGAGCAAGAAGCCAGGAAAUAGCAGGGAAGGCCCGGCCUCAGAGGCAAUGGCUCUGACUCUGGAAGCAGCUGGGCUCCUGGGGACCUGCCCCUUGGCUCUUUUCUGUCUUCCGCCCCCAUCCCACCCUUGCUGUACAAGCUGGGCAGAUCCUAAGGGCAUGGCAUCCAGUCUAACCCCUUUGUGCUAUCGAUGAGGAAACAAGGCCCGCAGAGGAGCAGCGACCUGCCUAGGGCUGCACAGCCAGCCAGGGCCUGAGCAGAAGCCUGUGGUCCGGCAGGGCAAGCCCAGCUGGCUGCCUGGGAUGUACUUGUGGGCUGUAUCUGGUGCCAGGCAGUGGGCACGUGGUGGCCAUCUCUAUAUAACCGGGUCACCCUCACCUGCCCUGUGGCUCCAGCUAGUCCUGACCUUGACAGGUGGCUCCUGAGCCCCACCCAUGAGACUGAGCCCCAACCUGGCGGCCCGGCCCUCCAAAGAGCCCUCAAGGCCUUGCCCAGGCACCAGAGGCACCAGCAUGGGCAGAGGGCACUCCGGCCGCUCGCUCCGGCUGUGCCCUCAGGACAGGCUGGGCCUUCCUGGAUCUCCGUCCCUCAGGAAACUUCCUGUUUUGUGUGUCACUUCCUUUCCUAUCCACAUGAACCCUUCUCUGUAAGGGCGGACAGUUGGCUUGCUGCCCGGCUCCCCACUACCCAGCCCAGGAUGCAGAAAACAGAAGUGAUCAUCUCCACAUAGAACACCAUAGGUGCCCCUCUUCCCUACCCUGACCCUGGGCAGAGCUGGCUCAGGUCGCAUUUGUGGGAAAUCUACCCUUAGUGACCACUCGGCUGUGCACCUUCGGAAAUAUAGGCCUGUAAGAGUCCCGCCCUCCUUGGGGGUUGUAAGGAUUGUGACGGAAGCAACUGCCCCUGUGCCCGAAGUGUGGUUAGCACUCCCGGAUGUUAACCAGAAUACUCUCAGGGAAUUCACGGAAGGCUCGGGGCCUGGAUGAGUUUUCCUCCGGAAGGCACACACACUGAAA